AUGGUGUCGCAUAAGUGUGUAGAAGAAUUUGGAUACAGAGGCUACGAGUUACCUCCCAAUGCUAGAGCUCCCAGAUCAGCUAGGAAGAAGCGCAGUUUCGAGAAGAUAUGUGAAGAUGAUGAUCAAAUGUGCCCAAUCGAUUUAUUGGCCACCGUAGCUGGAAACUUGCUGUUUGAGAGCGGAAGUUCUCUCAUGUCGAUUGACAAACCUGUUAAUGGAAUUGAAGAUAACUGUGUAGUUGCACAAACUAGUGUAAAGGAGGAGUUCGAAGAGGAAGAAAAACCCGUAAAGCCAGUAACUUUAUCCGAUGAUAGUCCUUAUCAGGAAUCUUUGAGCCAUUGCGGAUUCAGUUCCGUGAUAAGUGGCAAAGUAGAGAAUGAGGCAGAGAGUUUUAGUAACUCAGGUCGUAGUGAUUCUUGUCAAGUGGAGGACUUCAGUCAGGAUCUAAAACCGGGUAUAGAUGGCGAUGCAGUAGUACUUGAUGCGAGACCUAAUAUUGUAGCUAGUUUAGGUAGUUGUAGUAGAACCGAACUGCCAACGGUUGGGAAUGUUCCUUCCCAUGGCGUUCGAGAUGAUGUAAAUAUGUUUAGUAGAGAUGAUGAUGAAAACUUUUCUGGGUAUAUUUGCCCUCGUGUGAACAAAAAACCACCUAGGACUGUGCCACGUAUUGGGGACAGAAGGAUCAGGAAGAUAUUGGCUUCUAGACAUUGGAAAGGAGGUUCAAGACAUGCAGAUGUGAAACCUUGGAGAAAUCAUUACUUGAACCAUCAGAGGAACUAUCCUAUCAAGAUAAGAAGAAACUUUGACCACAUUUCUGAUUCAAUUUCUGAUGAUUAUCGUUUGCGCACAAAGAUCCAUAGAGGCAGCAGAACGAUUUCUUCGAGGAAAGGUCAAGGUGCAUCGUUUGUGUCAAGCGACUCUCAGGUGAAACUGCGGAUCAAAUCGUUCAGGGUGCCUGAGCUUUUCGUAGAGAUUCCAGAAACUGCUACUGUUGGCUCCUUGAAGCGAAUGGUGAUGGAAGCAGUGAGCACUUUAUUGAGUGAUGGACACCGAGUUGGUCUGAUGGUUCAGGGGAAGAAAGUCCGAGACGAUAACAAAACCCUUUAUCAGACCGGGAUCUCUCAGGAUAACACCCACUUGGACUCUCUUGAUUUCAGCCUUGAACCCAGCUCUGAAGCGCCUCAACUUUUAACUAGUUACCCGCUGGGGCAAGCCUGCGAGGAGCUGCUGCCUGUGUGCAAUGCUUCUAACAUAGACAAUGUGUUGGAAUCUGACCAUGACUCAGCACUGUUCCCAUCUGACUCAUUUGGCAAGAAAAGCGCGGCAGAUGAAUCUAAACCUCUGGUUCCUGUCGCGCGCACUGAUAUGUCUCACCAACAACCUUGUCGUAGAUCUAAAAGGAGUGAACAACAGCAGACUGCACACCGCAGAAUCCGUCGACCUUUCUCAGUUUCUGAGGUAGAAGCACUUGUUCUAGCAGUUGAGAAACUCGGUACUGGAAGGUGGAGAGAAGUUAAGAUCUGUGCUUUCGAAGAUGCAGAUCACCGCACUUACGUUGAUCUCAAGGACAAAUGGAAAACACUGGUCCAUACGGCUAAGAUUUCUCCACAACAGAGGAGAGGAGAGCCAGUGCCGCAGGAACUUCUAGACCGAGUGUUGAACGCACAUGGCUACUGGUCGCAGCAGCAUGAGAGUAAGAACAAGCAGCAGCAAGAGACAGUGAGUCAGGCAGAGGCUCUGCUUCAGCUCUAA
Arabis nemorensis is the source of this 1752-nucleotide messenger RNA. The record is from the annotation of a GenBank genome assembly. Lineage: Eukaryota; Viridiplantae; Streptophyta; Magnoliopsida; Brassicales; Brassicaceae.